CUAGCAACCAAUAUGUAUUAUUACAGUAUAUUUCUAGUUUUGGUUGUAAUCAACUUCGCAUGGUCAGCCCCAUCUAUACGGACGGAAACAGAUCCGGAGCUGACGGCUGGAUUUAUUGAGGGUGAUAUGGUGCCCAGUGGAUCCUCGAGAAAUAUUUGGCGCAAUGAAACGUAUAGAUGGCCCAAUCGCAUCGUCUAUUAUCACAUUAAUAGCUAUAUUGAUGAAGAACACCGUAACCACAUCGUGAGCGCUAUUCAGAAAAUUGAAUCCAUUUCCUGCCUGACCUUUAAAGAGGCCACCACUGAUCAGAAGUAUUAUGUAAAUGUGACUUCCGAGGAGGGCGGUUGUUUUUCCUACAUCGGUUAUCUGAACCGCGUUCAACAACUGAAUCUCCAGAACAACGAAAUAGGGGUCGGAUGUUUCCGCUUGUAUACGAUUGUACAUGAGUUCCUGCAUGCCCUUGGAUUUUUCCACCAGCAGAGUGCCGCCGAUCGAGAUGAUUAUGUGAAAAUUGUGGAGGAGAAUAUCACCGAAGGCAUGGAGUUUAACUUUGAUAAAUAUGCCGAGGAAACCGUCAACGAUUUUGGUGAAAAAUACGACUAUGGCAGUGUAAUGCACUAUGGUCCCUAUGCAUUUUCCAAGAACGGCGAGAGGACAAUAGUGGCUCUGGAGGAAGGAAAGGAAGAUGUAAUUGGCCAGAGGCUGGAGCUGAGUGAAACCGAUAUCAGAAAGCUAAAUGCCAUGUACAAAUGCCCCUCCGCCAGAAAAUGA
Molecule: messenger RNA, 771 nt
Organism: Drosophila santomea
Lineage: Eukaryota; Metazoa; Arthropoda; Insecta; Diptera; Drosophilidae
Product: seminal metalloprotease 1
Exons: 2
Coding region: 13-771 (252 amino acids)
Biological process (GO): proteolysis
Molecular function (GO): metalloendopeptidase activity; zinc ion binding
Source: RefSeq, a predicted model, not a curated record